This is a messenger RNA of Trichomycterus rosablanca, 4043 nucleotides long. RefSeq names its product VPS37C subunit of ESCRT-I (gene vps37c). Gene Ontology annotation, cellular component: ESCRT I complex. Gene Ontology annotation, biological process: protein targeting to vacuole; protein targeting to membrane; ubiquitin-dependent protein catabolic process via the multivesicular body sorting pathway. Lineage: Eukaryota; Metazoa; Chordata; Actinopteri; Siluriformes; Trichomycteridae. The transcript is spliced from 4 exons. The record is from RefSeq and is a predicted model, not a curated record. The coding region runs from base 16 to 1008 and encodes 330 amino acids.
UGUACUGGCAAAUCGAUGGAUAAACUUCAAGAUCUCAGCCAGUCCGAGUUGCAGGACCUGCUGGAUAACUCGGAGCGGGUGGAGGCGAUGGCGCUGGAGUCUGACGAGAUCCAGAACAUUCAGCUGGAAAGAGAAAUGGCUCUGGCUUCCAACCGCAACCUGGCCGAACAGAACCUGGACGCCAAACCACAACUGGAGCGAGAAAAAGCGCGACUGGUGGAGAAGUAUCACCAACUGGAGGAAGUGAGGGAUCGCUACAAACAACACUGCACACUUAAAGAUGGAAUUAUGGGACAGUCCUCUCCUGAGGGAUUAUUAGCCCGUCUACAGGUAGAGGGCGCCAACACAGAAGCAGAGUCAGAGGUCCUAGCUGACGAGUUCCUCGAAGGUUCCUUGGCCUUGGACUCCUUCCUCGAGCGCUUCCACUCUCUCCGCUGCCUGGCCCACAAGCGGCGGGUCUGCGUGGAGAAGCUGCAGGAGACCCUGCGGCACAAGGGCCAAGGAGCCGCGGACCCCGGCGUGACGGCCCAGCCGGGCGCCCAGACGGACGCCGGACCGGUACCCCCGUGGCAGCAUCAGCCGCCCCAACAACCGCCGCAGCAAAAACCCGGCGUGAGCGCCAACCCGCCCAACUGUGCGCCGCCGUACACGUCGUACCCGGCCCCUCCCCCCAGCCAGCCCUGUCCAGCCCCGGCGGCCGCACCCUCCAACCCCACCGGUGCGUUUCAGCCGUACUCGAAUCAGGCCUCGGCUUUCCCGGCGUCCUCAGGCUACCCCGCUGUCCGACCUGGCUUCGUGCCUUCGUGCCCGUACCCCUCACAACCCGCAUUCCCCUCCACCCAGGGGCCACCGUUCGGCCAGUUCGGUCCUUCCAACGCGCCCUACCCUAAUCCGUAUCCGUACUCGGGUUACGGGUACCCCAUGGGCCCUCAUAUGCCAUCUUCCCAAUCACCUACGAGUAGGCCGAUUUAUAGGCCCGGGUUUGGGGUACCUCAGCCAUACUCAUGAACUUCAACUCCCCCCCCGUUUCACUAAGCCAUUCUGUCUUUUUUCUUUCACCUGUCUGUCUGUCUGUCUGUCUGUCUGUGCCCCUUAAACACCAAAAUACUGCUAAUUACGAGCUUACUGUUCUGGAUUUACAUUCUAAUUAACGGGAUUAAUUAACAAAUCCCACUUAUAAUAGGGUACAUUUUUGUGAGGUAUAGGGAUGCACUGUAUGGGCAAAAGUAUUGGGACACUUCAUCUAUUUCAGCCACUACAGUUGCUAUCAGGUGUAGUAAAUCACUCAUAUAAAGCAACCGUUUAGGGAAGGUCAGUGGUUAAAGUACUGGACUAGUACUCUAAAGGCUGCCGGUUUAAGCCCCAUACUCUCGGAGUCGCCACUGUUGGACCCCCGAGCAAGGCCCUAUAAACCCUCACUGGCUCAAAUCCUAUUCAGGCAUAAUUGUAAAACCCGUCUGGACGCUCCGGAAUGAACCGGAACAUCAACUGAUGCUUUCUGGCCAUACAGAUGCUCUUAUCAUUUAAAUGAAUGGGCAUAAAUUCCCACAGACAUAGUUCAAAGUCUAGUGGAAAGCCUUCUCAAUAGAAUGGUGGGUAGUACUGCCGCCUCAGAGCAAGAAACCCUUCUUCGGUUUCCUCCCACAGUCCAAAAACAUGCAGUGAGGUGAACUGGAGAUGCGUGAAUGGAACCAAAGUGACGAUAAAAUCCUUAUAAAUAAAUACAUACAGGUCAGUCUGUUUAAUAGCAUUUGUUUUUGGAAUGAGACGUCCAACAAGCUCAUGGUCAGGUGUCCGAAUACUUUUGCUCGGAUAGUGUACUGUGGGAAGUCUGCCGCUAUAAUGACAUUUGAAAAGAACUUGGAGUCAGAUCAUCACUCAGAAUUGAGGCGCCUCAGCAGGAGCAUUUUAAGGGAUCUAAAUAUUUAGACACGCCCUCUUCUCGGGAGUGUAGAGAGAUCGCUGGGUUUUCAGACCGACCCGUACUCGGUGCAGUGGUGUAUCCGUUACAGAUUGACCUCUGGUGAGGUUAUUUAGAUGAUUAAAGCUGCGGUGUGUAAUUUUUUAUUAAGAAGACAGCUAGUCUAACACGAUGACGUACUACGAGCCUUCAGUGACCAACCUUAGGUGCUACUCGGGUCCAUUCCGCCUGUGUUACGUACACGGAAAGUGGUGCACCGGCUUUAAAUCUGACCAGUCGUGCUCAUGCUUAUGUGCUCCUAACGUCCAGAUGUAGAGCAGGUGCAGGUAUGUUGUUGGGGCGGCUGGUCUUUGCCCCUUUAAUAUAAUUCCCAUCAUUUGCUCAUUUUAAUUCUAAUCAGUUUUAUUGAUUCAUAACAGCACAGAACAUUUGACUUAUUAUGUUAUCACUGCUUCCAUUUAUCCUAAAAAAAACCUACAUUUAGGUUAGUCAGUUUGUCCUCCGCUGUUGGUGGGUCCCUGAUUGUAGGUGAGGAGGGUAUUUUGCCGCUCACGCCUCCUCCGACUUGCGUGCAGCCCUUUGUGUAACCCUUUUUUACCCAUGCAUUCUGCACAGGCGCCUCUCUAUCUGCCAAUCAGGGUCCUUACACAGCGUUUGAAGACCCCGCCCACAUAGACCGUGUCUGCUGCAGGCACUGCCGAUCAUGCCCGCUAGAUGGCGCCCACCCGGUCGACCGGUGUAUCCGGGAAUAUCCUAAAUAACCUAAAAUGUUAAUACAAAGUCAAAAUUUGGGAAGCGGGGCGGAGGUUCGCGUGGCUUUGCACGAGUUGCUUCCAGAAUUCCAGAAUUCCAAGAAUUCCAAAAGUUAGGUCCUGAGACGUGGAUCCGUCCACAUAGGCUUGUCACAGGUAAACGUCAUAUUUGGUGGGACGAUGGGGAUUAAACCAGGCUCACUGGGGCUGUACGCCACACACACUACCGGCUACACUGAGAAAAAUCGUUAAUGUAGCAGUGAUAUCAAUGACAAACUGAGAAUAACCAUGUUUAUCUAGAUUAUGUAUUAUGCUUUAAAUUAAUGACUUGGCAUUGGCAGCUUUUCUAUACUUGGCAUCUAAAUUCUAGUUAGCAUUUAGACAUAACCUUUUCCCACUGAAUUACCAGAUGUGUAAGGGGUUUGUGUGUCUGUCCAUCAUUCAGUUCCGUCGUUUUUCCUCCCUCUGCUCUUUCCCCUCCUGACACUGAGAUCUGAGAUGUGUAGUUUGCUACCCCAAACGUUCGGUUCGAGGAUCGCACACGAUAUUCGACGAUGGGUUCGACCACGCGCCCAUUUUUCUCUUCUGGACACGCCGCUCCACCCCGGACUGGAUCCCGCCCCCCCCCCCCCCCGGCUGUUCCAGCAUGUUUUUAGAUCGUUAAUAGUGACUCUGGUUUAUAACUCAUCCCUUUCUGUUCUGUUUAUUUAAGUACGCACCACAACGUUGUUACACUACUACACUCGUUCAUAAGCGUCUCGUAGGAUCAUCAUGAACAGAAAAACCCUCUGAACUUUGUUCUUUCGCACCUUUACUUUACUUUACUUUACUAUACUGAAGACAAACUGGUAUGAUUAUCACAUUUUCAGGUAUAUUUCGGUUUGGUAGCUGUUAUUCACACACUGUUACGAUGAUCUGUAGUGAAUACAAGAGUGCAAAUCCGUCUUCGUUUCCCUUCGUCUGUCUGAAGAACCGAUUCAAUCCUGUUUUUACACUUUUUGGUUCACUUUACACCCUUUAUUAUUCAAUAUAGAAUCGGAGAUCGUUGGAUUUGUGUAAACGGAUACGACUAAUAGUGUUAAAUAAGGAGAACCAUGUGAGAUGAGAGUAAUACAGACGUAUCUUUAUCUGCUAUAGCACAUUUCUCUGUAUGGUAAUCAAGGCAAACGUAUAUAACAGCACGUCUAUGUGUUCUGUACCUGCUCUGAGAGUGAGAAUGGUUGCAAAACUACACUUGCACUUGCUUGUUUCCGUGGGUCCCUAAACGUCUGAAAUGGUGUUAGGCUUGUAAUUGUAUGUACCAUUCUGCACUUUUUAAACUCUUUAUUGAGAAUUUUAUAAACUAAUAACAUAAAUUGUCUACAUCAUCA